Phytophthora sojae is the source of this 1779-nucleotide messenger RNA. Its product is annotated as phospholipase D-like protein. Lineage: Eukaryota; Oomycota; Peronosporomycetes; Peronosporales; Peronosporaceae. Gene Ontology annotation, biological process: phospholipid catabolic process. Bases 1 to 1779 code for a protein of 592 amino acids. The record is from RefSeq and is a predicted model, not a curated record. The transcript has a single exon. Gene Ontology annotation, cellular component: plasma membrane. Gene Ontology annotation, molecular function: D-type glycerophospholipase activity.
AUGAAAAGCGUGUUGGUCCUCAUCGCCCUCGCUAACGCCUUGGUGACGGCACCGACGUCUGUGUCGGCGUUCUCAUUCUCGUCAUUGUUCGACAGCGGGGACUCGAAAUCCUCUGGAAAUUCGACAGCAGGCCAGAGCGACAAAGCUGCGACUGGGAGCGAAGACGCCGACCUGUCCGAUGGAACCGACAUCAAGCCCCGUCAGCCGCUUCUGGACCCGGAGGACGGGUUCCUCACCGAGCAGGAGAUCACCGACUCCCGUGGUGGCAUCCCUCGUGACGACAUGUCGGUCUACACAACAGGCAACAAGGUGACGUCGUACACAGUGGCCAAUGAAUUCUACGACGCCGUCUACGAGGACCUCAGCACGACCAAGGAAGGAGACCGAGUCCUGCUGGCAGCGUGGCUUGCAGCUCUCGUUCCUCUCAAGCCGGACGUGGACCCUACAGGAAAGAAGACCGGCGUGAAGGAGGUCUUUGCGGGCGUCGUGGAGCGCGGCGGGAGCGUCAACAUCCUUAACUGGGCCAACAUCGGAGUGGGCUACACCCCACACAACAUCAAGGCUCGCGACGCUAUCAACAGCAUCCCGCCAUCCCCCAUUAACGGUAACAAGGCGGUGUUGAUCUUCGACGACCGGUUACCCAAAGCGCUGGCUUCCCACCAUCAGAAGAACAUGGUGAUUGCGGCCAACAGCUCCACAGAUCCCGAUGACCAGCCUGUUGCGUACGUUGGAGGACUGGAUCUCGCGAACGACCGAUGGGACACCAUCUACCACAACAACACUGAGAUCCGUGACAGGGGCAAGAUCACGUUCCGCGAGAAGGGCUGGAUGGACGGCCACAUCCGCAUCCACGGGCCUGCAGCAAAGGACGUCGCCAACAACUUCGUGGCCCGUUGGAACUCGGACUACCUGCCGUGUCAAGGCCUGGACGACGACUUGCUCGACUUCAAGAACCCCAAGUACGAGUCCAUAGCUCCGCUUGACUACGCCAGCUCCAACACGACCGCGUCUCUGGGCAAGCAGAGCGUCCAGAUCACUCGCACGUUCAGUUGCCUGUACGAACACUACAAGGAGUUCGCUCCGCGUGGAGAGACCUCGCUGUUCCAAGCGCGUAUCAAGGCUAUCAAGAACGCCAAGAACUUCAUCUACAUCGAGGAUCAGUACUUUGUCUUGGUGCCGGAGCUUCUGGACGCGAUCAUGGAGGUCAUGCCCAAGAUCCAGCGCCUCGUUGUCAUUGCCAACCCGCAGACUAGCCCCUUCACGAACGCAGGAUACAUCAAGUACUUCUACGAAAGUGUCGAGCCUAUCCGAUCCAAGUACCCGAACAAGUUUAAAGUGUACACGACCAAGGCUGAGCGCGACAUCCUGAUCCACACGAAGCUAGUGAUCAUCGACGACGUGUACCUGUCCAUCGGCUCGGCCAACUGGAACCGUCGCAGUAUGACGUCCGAUUCCGAGCUCAACGCUGAUGUGGUGGACGGCGAGACGGUCAAGUCCCCUGAGGGGGUCACUGUGGGCAAGCUGCCGCGCAACUUCCGUAUCCGCAAGUUCCAGGAGAUGACGGGGCUCAGCUACAAGAAGCUGAACGCCAUGACGUUUGUCGAGGCUGCGGACCAACUGCCAAUCGCUGUCGCCGACGAGUCGUCCAUCCUGGACAACAACAACAUCCAGCACAAGGCCUACUUCGUCGUCAUCAUGAACUCCAUGCGAAAGGUCUCAGACCCACAGGAAGAAUCCUGUACAUACAGCGGUAGCGGUAGCACUAAAGAAACGGAGUAA